Schistocerca nitens (vagrant locust) is the source of this 2514-nucleotide messenger RNA. RefSeq lists its product as uncharacterized. The record is from RefSeq and is a predicted model, not a curated record. The coding region runs from base 141 to 524 and encodes 127 amino acids. Lineage: Eukaryota; Metazoa; Arthropoda; Insecta; Orthoptera; Acrididae. The transcript is spliced from 3 exons.
UCGCCAGCUGGCGCAGCAGCACGGCACAACGCAGUAGCUACCAGGACUGCAGCGCUGCUGGGUCGUGCUGCAAAGUGAGAGCCGCCGUGUUUGGGUGCAAGCGAGGUUAUUGCUGAGAUCACUUUGCAGUCAGCAGCUCGAUGAGUGACGGUUGUGACAGUGGCGGUGGGGACACCGGCGGAGGUUGCGACAGUGGGGGUGGCUUCUCCGGAGGCGGAGACUCCUCCUGGAGCGGUGGGGGCGGCGGUGGAGACCAUGGCAGCAGCGACAGCCACCACCACUCAUCCAGCCACUGGGACAGUGGCAACCACACGUCCAGCCACUGGGGCAGCGACAACAAGACCGAGUCCAGCACUGACAACAACGAUUGGUGGAAGUCGUAUGGGGCUGGAGCCGGAGCUGACACAGGAACUGCUGACAACGCGAACUGGUCGAGCACCACCAACUACAACGAUGACAGCAGCCAACGCAAGCGUGAUAAUCGUAGGGGAGGGGGAGGCGGUGACUGCUGCAACCUGUUGUAGCAGCAGCAGCAGCAGUCUCAACCCCACUGGUCAGCAGCGCCGAAGGAUGUCAUCAGCGCUAACCAACUCCUGUUCUUGGGAGUUUUGAUUUUGCCACAUCGAGACAUGGAAUAUGUCCGUUUAUAAACUUUCGUCUCCGAUUAGGGAGGCAGAACAAUUUUAUACAAAUAUUUCGUCUGUGGACGGUCGAAUUAACAUAGAACAUGCGUAGCAUUUGUCUAGGCUUGGGAAUUCAAAUUAACUACACCAAAAACAAAGGACCAAAUUAUUUUAAUAAAGAAGAGCUGGUGGUCACCAGAUUAAUAGAAAUGAGUUGUUUUGUAUUCAGAAUCACUUAAUCCAUCCAUUCAGCUAUUAGACUUCUUCAAUAGCAAUGUCACUUUCUACAAGCAAGUAGUUUAACUUGCUGCAGACCAGGCACUAAUCACCAUCCUUGGUCAGCUCAGACUGACUUCCUCAUUCUGUUAAGACUUGCUCUGUGCCUGUACUGAUUAAGAUUUGUGUCUGUGAUUGCAAAGUUAGCUGAGUGGCUGCCAAGUAACCUGCUACAGUCAUAGUCUAUAUUUCUGUUUCUUCGUAAGGGUAAGUGCUGUGUUCAUUUAUGCUGUAACCAACAAAAAUGUGUACAGUGAUUUGUGGAACUUAUGAAGUAAGCCAUAUUUCAUGCUAGCUUUUAGUGGUAAUCUACGCUGUCAAAGUUUUCUGUCCUUACUGUAGUUUGUCACUUGGCUUCAUUCAGAACAAAAAAAAGUUCAUUUAAGCGCAGAUCAUCAGUGUUAACAGUCGAUGGUAUACAUCAGUCUGUGCACUGUUCACAUGCUGGUAAAUCUGUUGGUGGGAACGUUAAAUUUUGUAUGACAUUAAAGCUGCUGGAGGCUCAUAACUGACAGAACAAUUAGUCUGUUUCAGUUUUCGUCUGGCGUUUUUGUGCUUUGUCUUUGCACAGGGAUGUGCGUCUACUGUCUACUGCGAUCAGUCUCAAAGAAAGAACAAUCCUUUCUGUCAUCACCAUAUGUAAUAAUUCCAAGUUUCCUAGUAGCUUGUCAGAUAUUACCAUUUCGAAGGAACUAGACCAGACAUGAUAAUUAUGAAAUUAGGAAGUUUAAUUCCUUGUAUGAAACUAAAAAAAAUGCGCUUUGAUCCUGCUGUGGUCCACUCUGAAAUAUUAAUUUUUUUGUGAGAAAAUUAGCUGUAGUUAUACAAUUAUUUUAAUGACCAAUGUGUUUCAAUUCUUUUGAAGAAAGAAAGUUGUCUGGAGUCAUCAAUAUAGCGAAAUUUUGACCCUUUCGUUCAACAGCAACAUGAACUAGUUACGACACAAUAUUUCUGAAGCAUGACACUGGCAGUAUUUUUCUCAUAAUUAGAUUAUUUUCACUUUACUUUGUAGCUAUAAUGUGAUUUGUAUGAAAUCAUGUAAUUCUUGCCGAAGUACCAGUCCAAGAAAGUGAGUAUGAUAAUGGUGUGGAAGCUCCAGGUGACUGUACACUUAUUUCAGGAAGUUUAUCUUUAGCUGUCGUGGUACCUGUGGCUUUUCAUAACCUCAGCAAACUAUUUUGCUUUUAUUGUCAUAGAUUAUCGAUAGAUGUUUGAUCUAAUCACUGUGAAAGUAAUGUUGUAAGACAAGAAAAAGUGCAAUUUUUUUCUUGGAAUGCUGGCUAACGGUCUUCUUCCAUAUGUUAUUGUUUCUUCAUGUAUUUUGGUCUUUGCAUUUAUGUAUUUUUUGUGUAUCUAACAGUAUUCUUUUACAUGUACUACAUGAUAUCUUCGUGAAUGCUCAUCUUUCAUGCACUAAAUUCAUGUAAUGUGUCAAUUUGCAUCAGCAGCUGAGCGAAUGUACGCAGUAUGUCACUCGCUUGUAGCUGGAAUAUGUAUAUCAGUAUCAGUGUUUGACGAAAUUGUUCAACCCAAUGCACCUUCAAUGUAUGAAUUUGCAAUGAUUUAUUAUAAAUGUUCUAAUUGGCAAUGUCAAAAUAAAACAAUAUACAAAUGA